This is a messenger RNA of Manis javanica (Malayan pangolin), 2684 nucleotides long. It is a transcript of the gene AKIRIN2, whose product is annotated as akirin 2. Gene Ontology annotation, cellular component: nucleus; chromatin. NCBI's taxonomy places the organism in Eukaryota, Metazoa, Chordata, Mammalia, Pholidota, Manidae. The record is from RefSeq and is a predicted model, not a curated record. Gene Ontology annotation, molecular function: transcription coregulator activity. Gene Ontology annotation, biological process: positive regulation of transcription by RNA polymerase II; positive regulation of innate immune response.
AUUUUUUUCUCCUUUUACAAAAUGGGUCCAAUAUCUACUCUCUAGACAUUUCAUUGUCUUUUAAUUUUUACCAUUCACAAGAUACACACCAAUAUUCAGCAGAGAUAGGACCAUUUCUGAUAUCACUCGCUUUUAAUCCAAGACAAACAAUUUGGUUCUGUGUGUCCUUCAAACCCUGUUCAUUUUGCAGGGUAAAGCUGGCUUUGUUGAAUAAAUGCAUGCAAGCAACUACCUGGUUAGGGCGAAGCAUCGAGUUCAAGCAAGGAUCCUGUAACCUGAUACUAUCACUGUUCUCUCUUGCAGUCCUAAAUAGGUUUCAUAACCUUAUUAUUUCCUAGCCCAUCGAUGUGACAGGUUUUGUUUCUGGCACUCUUUCUUACCAUUAAUGUUCUUGGAGAAAAUUAAUCAAUCCUUCUUGGAGACUGUUAGGUUGGUUUAGUUUUCUAUUUCCCAGUUGUUAAAUCACUGUGGGAGCUAUACCAGGACUAUAUCCUUAAUUUUAAAGGACUUUUAAGCCUGUUUUCCCUACCGGUUUUCUUUUCUCUCUCCGACUCUCCCACCGCCUUUUUCUUUUACUUGGCUCUUUUUUCUAGCUGAAGCUGAGGGGGAUUUAAAUUCCAACCCGGAACUCGGUAUCGCCCGCCUUGAAUGCCGGGAGUCGUAGUUUGAGUGAUUCCUCCCUCACCGCCUUUCACGCAUACUCCUCCGCAGUGAAAAACUACAACCCCCAGAAUGAGCCUUUGGGGCGUGCACGCUCCUAUGCACAUGCGCCCUGAGUCCGCAGAAUUUGAAUCGGCGGCGUUGUUAUUGACGCCAUAUUGGGGCCGGCGGCGGGUGGAAGAGUCCUGCGGUGGAGGGGGAGGCGGCCGGACGUCUGUGCUUGAGCUCCCGCCGCAGCCAGCACCUCGCAAUCCCUUCACAUCGACCGCCGCUCUCGGCUUCUGGCCCUGCCCGGGCGUAUCAGGAGCCGCGUUCCGGCCUCACACGUCCCAGGGCUGGUACCGACUUCGAAGGGAGAGGGUCUCAGCGCAGGGGCGCCUCAGCCGCCGCGCAGAGCUCGAACGGACGGCGGGGGCGGCAGAGCCUCUCCCGGGGGAGCCGCACCUGAGGAGACGGCGGAGCCCCCUGACGCGGCUGGCGUGAGCGGCUGCUACCGCCCCUCCAGCCCCCGCCGGGCCGGGCCGCUGCCCCUCCGCCGAGGCGGCGGCGGCUCUCCCCCCGUUGCCGUCGCUCCACCACCGCCUUUCUCUCCUGAGCCCGUCGGCUAGGCUCUCCUCGAGUCCCGAGCCCUUCCCUCGCCCUCCCCGGCCUCUCCCGAGCCCGGCGCCGCGGCUGCCAGGGCCAUGGCGUGCGGAGCCACUCUGAAAAGGACUCUGGAAUUCGACCCGCUGCUGAGCCCUGCGUCCCCGAAGCGCAGGCGAUGUGCGCCAUUGUCGGCGCCCACCUCAGCGGCCGCCUCUCCGUCGUCAGCGGCCGCGGCCACCGCCGCCUCCUUCUCGGCCGCCACCGCCUCGCCGCAGAAGUAUCUCCGCAUGGAGCCGUCUCCCUUCGGCGACGUCUCCUCCCGCCUCACCACAGAACAAAUUCUGUACAACAUAAAACAAGAGUAUAAACGCAUGCAGAAGAGAAGACAUUUAGAAACUUCUUUUCAACAGUCAGAUCCGUGUUGUACUUCUGAUACACAGUCACAUGCAUUUCUCCUCAGUGGACCAGCUUCACCAGGGACUUCAUCUGCAACAUCCUCACCAUUAAAAAAAGAACAGCCCUUAUUCACUCUACGGCAAGUUGGGAUGAUUUGUGAACGUUUGUUGAAAGAACGUGAAGAGAAAGUUCGAGAAGAAUAUGAAGAAAUAUUGAACACAAAACUUGCAGAACAAUAUGAUGCAUUUGUGAAGUUUACGCAUGAUCAAAUAAUGCGACGAUAUGGAGAACAGCCUGCUAGUUAUGUUUCAUGAAUCACGUUUUCUGCAUUUGUGGGCUGCCUUGUUCCUUGUUGAGUUGUUGCAAGAGGUCCCAGUUAUGACGUGCAGCAAUGCCAAUACCCCCGUGAAAACAGGUUAUUUCAAGCUUUCGUCAGUGGCAGCCACUCUUAGGCAGCAACUGGUUUUGGAAAUUCCCCUGAUGUCAAUACCAUCCGGAUGUGGACUUUUGCUACCUGUAUUAAUGCCAGUGGCCUCAUUUGCUGUAUCAUUACAAUUUGGCUUCUUAUAGUAAUAUGUUUGAAAAGGAUUAAAGCUGGUAUUCUAAGAACAUGCCCUUCACUGGUUGUGUAAAUAAAACUGUAGAAUGACACUUCAGAUGAAGUUAGUGUGAUUUUAAUUGUGCACUACAACCAAGCUGUAACCAGUUGUUAAUAAUUUAGAAUGUAAUCCCAGGAUAUUAUUAAGCAAAUAGCCUUACAGUGAGCGCUUCCUGUGAAAUAGUGAAGGAGGAGGGCAUUUCUGUAUUCCAGGACUUCUUGGGGUUUCAGAAUGGGUUUGAAUGGUUUUCUUUCUUUUUUUGGGUAGUUUUUAUUUAUUCUUUCAAGCCUUUUUACAAAUGUUUUUUGCUGCAUUUUUUUCCCAGUGUAUCAUUGUUUUACUGCCCUUGUAGUACUGGAAUUUAGUUGGAAGAAUAAAACAUUUCUAAUCUGCUUUAAUGUACAGGUGGAUAGUAUUGAAUAAAGCCAGUGUUUUUAAAUGUAA